AUGGAGCUGACCAAGAUAUUACUGCUGAUUGUGGCUGAAUGGACGAUUGGCCUGGCUUUACCUGUGCAGGUCUUCAAUAAAGCAUAUGAAGAAACCAUCAAUGACCUACGUAAAGAAGCUAAAACAGUUUUCGAACUGAUAGAAGCUGCAAACAAAGAUAUUAGCAAGCCUCUAGUGCAUGGAGACAUUGUCGUUAAUACUGGCCGGGGUGUGAAGAAUUGCUAUAGUUGCUUCUGGCCGGCAUCCCCGGAUGGAGUGGUUCCUGUCCCUUAUGUUAUUUCCUCAGUAUACUCAAGCAUUCAGAAAUUGCUUAUUACUGAGUCCAUGAAACAGAUUGAACUCAUGAGCUGUGUGAAGUUUGUUCAGAGAACAUCACAAUGGGACUAUCUGAGCCUUGAAUCUGGAAAUGGGUGCUGGUCAAAUGUAGCAAGGCAAGGUGGCAAACAGACUGUCAGUCUGGACAAGUCAGGCUGCCUGGGCUCAGGAACAAUCCAACAUGAACUUAUGCACUCUCUGGGAUUUUUCCAUGAACAUAGCAGGAGUGACAGAGAUAACCAUGUUGACAUCUUUUGGAAGUACAUCAGUGAUGCAAACAAGUUCAACUUUAACAUCGUGGACAGCAACAAUAUGAACCUUCCGUAUGAUUAUACAUCAGUCAUGCAUUAUCAAAAUACGGCUUUCACUAACACCCCUGGUCACGCUACCAUAGCUGCAAAAGGCAAUGCUUCUUUACCACUUGGACAGAGUAUAGGAAUGAGCCACCUGGAUGUGAUCAAACUUAACAAACUCUAUAACUGCAAUGUCUGCCGAGUGAAACUAAUGGAUCAAUCAGGGUCUUUCUCAACUGACAAUGUCUCAUUCGGACAAGAUCGUAGUUGCCUCUGGUUAAUUCAAACUGACUCUUUCAAACUGGUUCAUCUUCAGCUCAGUGACAUUAAUAUCCCUGCUUCCGCUGGAUGCUCUGACAGCUAUAUAAAGGUUUAUGAUGGGAACAGCAAAUCUUCUAGUGUUAUCUUGGACAAGACUUGUGGAGCUGGAAUAAUCCCACCACUUAUCUCUUUUGGGAAUAGCAUGCUAAUAGAAUUCAUGAGCAAUCAGACACCAUAUCUUAGCAGAUUUAAUGCUUUCUAUGAGACAGUUUCUUAUGGAGGAACUUUAACCAGCCCUUCUGGAAGAAUCAUCUCUCCAUCCUAUGGCAAGGCAUAUCCCAACAAUAUAGAUGCUGAAUGGUCCAUUAUAGCUCCACCACAGUCUAAAGUGUUUCUGGAAUUCAUUGAUUUUGACCUGCAAGAUUGCUCAGGUUGUUCCUGUGACUCUCUGACUAUAAUUGAUGGUGCCAGAUCAACUUCCCCAGUCCUGGGCAAAUACUGCAACACUGAUGUGCCCGAUUCUUUGACAUCUUCUGGAAAUGUGAUGAUAUUGAGGUUUCACAGCGAUAACCAGACAAGUUCUUUUGGUUUCUUUUUAUCAUAUUUCUUUGGUAAGACUCAAAAGUGGAGCAUCAAUCACCAGCGUUCACCCCAGCAGUGA
Molecule: messenger RNA, 1530 nt
Organism: Pelobates fuscus (common spadefoot toad)
Lineage: Eukaryota; Metazoa; Chordata; Amphibia; Anura; Pelobatidae
Product: astacin-like metalloendopeptidase
Exons: 12
Coding region: 1-1530 (509 amino acids)
Biological process (GO): proteolysis
Molecular function (GO): zinc ion binding; metalloendopeptidase activity
Source: RefSeq, a predicted model, not a curated record